Molecule: messenger RNA, 822 nt
Organism: Rangifer tarandus platyrhynchus (Svalbard reindeer)
Lineage: Eukaryota; Metazoa; Chordata; Mammalia; Artiodactyla; Cervidae
Source: the annotation of a GenBank genome assembly
AUGGAAUUAAUAGCGUUAGGUCUGCCAAAGCCUAGUGUAAGAGCUAAACGCUGGUUCUCCUCAUCUCCGGCCCCCACCCCGGCCAGCCCCGAGAGCCCGUCACCUCUGGGGCUGAGGCGCAGUGGGGGAGGCGAGACCGAGAAGGAGUCUGGGCUCGGCCCCCAGCUCAGCCCGCCCCGCUGUGAGGCCGAGAGAGCGCCGCUUCUCCCGAGGGCCGCCUUCCGUGUCCGCUGGCCGAGAGAGAGGCCUGGGGGCUCCGCGCGGCGGUUCCCGGCCCCGGCUCAGGGCAACCGGCUGCGACCGAGCCCCAGGCUGCGUCCUCGGAGGCAGCCGCUAUUCAGAAGACGACGGAGGGCGGGGGCCGUCCCGGGAUUCUGGAGAUCUCUGCGAUUUUGUCGACUUGUUGAAGGGGGGAAAAAAAAUUACAAAAAAAUCCUGUCAGUGUCAAAGUUCCAAGCUGCCGCUCUAGGCCGUUUUGCUUCCGCCCAGGAAUUAACACACCAACUGGUGUUCUUUAAAAAGUUUUACGUCACGUGUUUGGGGUAUGGGUGGGGCAGCCCUGAGCGGCAGGGCGAAGGGUUCCGGCGCCGCCGAGGCCGCCGGUUGCCCGGGCAACGCCGCCUGCUCUUCCGGGAGCGCGACGUCGGAGCCCUCGGCGCUGCGGGCCUCACGGGCUCGUUGAGCGUCUUGCUCACGUCCUUAUCUCAGGAUGGAGUUCGAAGCCUCGUCCCGCUCCUCCUCAGGGCUGUGGCGCCGCCUCGGGGAAGGCUCACCGCCUCUAGACGUCCCCACCCAGAGACAGGCGCGGGCCAGGCUUCUUAG